Pterocles gutturalis (yellow-throated sandgrouse) is the source of this 631-nucleotide messenger RNA. RefSeq names its product cleft lip and palate transmembrane protein 1-like protein. The annotation marks the transcript as partial. The record is from RefSeq and is a predicted model, not a curated record. The transcript has 5 exons. Gene Ontology annotation, cellular component: endomembrane system; membrane. NCBI's taxonomy places the organism in Eukaryota, Metazoa, Chordata, Aves, Pterocliformes, Pteroclidae.
UUAAGCGUAUAUACUACCACACGGUCAAACAUUGGUGCUGAGAGUAAUAUAGAUCUGGUUUUGAAUGUGGAGGAUUUUGACAUUGACUCCAAAUUUGAAAGGACAGUGAAUGUCUCUGUACCAAAGAAAACCCGAAAUAAUGGCACAUUAUAUGCAUAUAUAUUUCUUCAUCAUGCUGGCAUUUUGCCUUGGCAUGACAGUAAGCAGGUGCAUAUAGUAAGCCCUCUCACCAUGUACAUGGUCCCUAAACCAGAGGAGAUUAAUUUGCUCACUGGAGAAUCGACCACACAGCAAAUUGAAGCAGAAAAACAGACCAGUGCUCUAGAUGAACCUGUCUCUCACUGGAGGUCAAGAUUAACCUUAAAUAUCAUGGUGGAAGACUUUGUGUUUGAUGGAUCAUCCCUCCCUGCUGAUGUUCACCGUUACAUGAAGAUGGUUCAGUUGGGGAAGACAGUGCAUUACCUUCCAAUAUUAUUUAUUGAUCAGCUAAGCAACAGAGUGAAAGAUUUGAUGGUCAUAAAUCGUUCAACUACAGAGCUACCUCUUACAGUGUCAUAUGACAAAAUAUCCCUUGGAAAACUCCGAUUUUGGAUCCACAUGCAGGAUGCUGUAUACUCCCUCCAACAAUUUG